This is a messenger RNA of Vicia villosa (hairy vetch), 1963 nucleotides long. RefSeq lists its product as uncharacterized. Bases 186 to 1715 code for a protein of 509 amino acids. The transcript has 3 exons. Lineage: Eukaryota; Viridiplantae; Streptophyta; Magnoliopsida; Fabales; Fabaceae. The record is from RefSeq and is a predicted model, not a curated record.
AUGCUUUAUAACUAAACAGUCGUUGUUUGUUUCAUGUUCAUUUUUGUCCCAUUUGCCUUCGAUACGACAUCGUUUUCAUCUUCUUCUUCCUCACUCUAUUAUAACUAUUUUCCCUCUUUCUUCUUCUCUAAGCGCCAUUUUCAUCUUCUUUCUCUUUUCUCACUCGUUUCUCUCCACACCAAACCAUGAACAUUGAACCCAAAACCGAACCCGGUUCACCACCGUGGUCCAUUCCCACGAACCCUAACAACUUCGAAAACAAGUCGAUUGAAGAUCUUAUCGGCAUUUUGCGCGGAACGUAUCAAUUUGAAGUUUUUGAUAUCGUUGAAGGUGUUUUGUUGAGUAGGGAUUCGAGUCUCAGAGAAGAGAUUCGACUGUUGCAGGAGAAUGUUGAUUUGGAAAGAGGAAAGCUUCUAGAGGAUCUUGACUUUGAGAGACUCUCGAGGAUUCAAGCUGAGGUGGAUUUUAGACAAAGGGAAGAAUUUUAUGAGAAGGAGAAAGGAAGAUUGAGGGAAAGUUAUGAAUCUUUGAUGAGGGAAGUUAAGGUAAAUGGGUUAGCUGAAGGGGUUAGAGUUAGAGAGCUGAGAGAGAAGAAUGGUAAGUUGGAGUGUGAAGUUAAGAACUUGAAGGAAAAAUGUGUUGAAGAUGGGAAGGAAAUUGAGGUGUUAAGAGUGAAGAAUGAUGGGUUAGAGGUUGAGGUUUUAGGGUUGAGGGAGAUGAAGGGAAAAUGGGAGGAAGAUAGCAAUGAAAUUUGUGUGUUGAGAAAGAUGGUUGGUGAUUUAGAGAAUGAAGUAAGGGAGUUGAGGAAAUUGAGGAAAAAAUCGUUAGAUGAUAGUGUUGCGAUCGAUGAGCUUAAAAGGAAGGUUCGUGUAAUGGAGGAUGAUAAAAAUGAGUUGGUUAAACUAGAGGUUAAAAAAGAUGAAUUGGAGGGAUCAGUGAAGAAGAAUUUGGGAACUAUAAGUGAGUUGAGGAAGGAAAAUGGUAAAUUGGCGGAUGAGAAGAGACGAGUUGAGGAAUUGCUCGAGUCUUCGAACACGAGGUUUCGCGGACUGAGUGAAAGAGUUAGAAAAUUGGAGAAUGAUAUUAUCCCUUUGCUGAGUGUUGAUGCUUCUGGUGAUAGAAAGAAUGAGGGGGGACCUUCUGUGAAACCUGUUGUUGCUGAUUUUGAAGACAAAGAUAGAGAUGUUCGUGACAACAAGUUCCGAAAUGACACCGGGGAGGAGGCUGAAGAUGCUCACCAUUCUCCUGAAGUUGCUGUUAGUACUCAGCCACAGAGCAAAGGGGACAAGGGUGCUCAAGGUGCAUCACCAGGUGAAAAUAGUUGGAUGGUAUACACAAGAAGGCCCAAGAAUACAAUUAAGAUGACAGGGUCUAGCGAAAGUAAGGGAACAAUGCAAUUGGAAAAGAAUAUUGAGAUCAUAAAUCUUGUUGAUGAUGAUGAUGAUGAUGAUGAUAAGUGUAUGUCUAUGUCUCGAGGAGUACAUGAAAAGAAGGUUGUUUUUGGAAAUGCGAUGAAGAUUGAGGAUCCAACUCCAAGUUCUACAGUAGCAUGGCAACAACAAAUCAAGCCUGCAAAUCCACUUGACAUGUUAAAAAGGAAAAUUUCUUUCAGCGACAGUGAAAGCUCUAGUUCUACUUCCUCCUUUGAUCCAUCGUUUCUUGAUAAUCUUGCAAUAAGCUCUGCAGUAUCACAUGCUAAAAAGAGAAAAGUGUAGCAGGAUAAAACCACUAGCCAAGGUAACCAGCCUAUAACAUUACAUAAAUACAUAUCCAACUCAGCCAUGACCUUUUGUUAGGUUUAAUGAACCAUGAACUCAUCUUUAUGUUGGUUCUUAGUUUUGAAAAAUAUGUACAAAUGUUAGAUUGUAUGUUGCAAACAUGGGAGUCAUGGUACAUUUGUAUCUAGUAGAUGUACUUCAACCAAAAAAAAAAAUGAAUGUUCUCUAUUAUGUUUGUUUGAUUA